GAGUUUAGUCUGAUUUAAUAAACUCCAAGGAAACACAGUUGCAUAAUCUUGAGUGAUCAGUAAUAUUGAGAAGGAUAUACAUGGCUGACUGGUCCCAACUUCAAAAUGAACUGUUACGUACAAUCGCGGAAUUACUAUCUGCCAAUAGGGAUUAUCUAGCAUUUCGUGCCACUUGCAAGUCAUGGCGAUCAGCCGUAGAGGAAAUGCCUCUUCAUUACCCUUACCAGCUACCACUGUUAAUGCUUCCAUAUGACAAGAACGUCAAGGCCUACAGUGCCUUUAGUUUAUCUGAUAACAAGAUAUUUUACCUCAAGCUAUCAGAGGUUCAUGGGCGAAGGUAUUGUGGUUCUUCCAAUGGUUGGCUGGUUGCAGUAGAUGAGACCCCUGUCAUUCGUUUAUUUAAUCCAUUUACUAAGACCCAGAUCGAACUUCCUCCAAUAACAACGUUUUCCGAAGUACUAGGGUUUGACAAAUCCAGAGUGGGUGCAGAGUACAAUGUACGGUCUUUAUUCGAUGGUGUAGUAGAAACUCCAAACUCGGAAUGGAUAAGAACCCGCUUUAUAAAAAAGGCUGUGGUAUCCUCAGACCCUACAUCGAACCCCAACUAUGUUGUUAUGGCCAUCCAUGGUGAGCUUCAAAAAUUAGCAUUCUGUAGACAUGGAGACAAGGAGUGGACCGUAAUUGAAAAGAUAUGGUGUCCUUAUUGUGACAUUGUGUGUUAUAAAGAACAAUUCUAUGUGGUAGACUCUAAUGGAAGAGUUGCAAUUUGCAACAUUGAUGGGCCUCCCGAUGCAGUGGAGGUCAUGCCACAAAUGAAUAUCUAUGUGCCGCUACAAAGGGAUAUCUAUCAACAGACAAUGUAUUUAGUGGAAUCAAUGGGGGAGCUGUUACAGGUUGUUAGAUAUUGUCAAGACAUUCAUACCGGUGAGGAUGUUAGAUAUUGUGAAGACAUUCAUAAUUGGAUAUAUUAUACCGUUAGAUUUAAAGUUUUUAAGAUGGAUAUAAGUAGGGGGAAGAGGUUUGAGGUGAAAACUCUUGGUGAUUGUAUGUUGUUCUUAGGCUCAAAUUACUCAUUAUCUCUCUCGGCUCACGAUUUUCCCAGAUUCAAAAGAAAUUGUAUUUACUUUACUGAUGACGCAGUAUAUUCGUAUAAGGCUGGUGUACGAGGGGGUCAUGAUUUAGGCAUGUUCAACUUGGAGGAUAAUAGCAUCACAUCCUUGCCAUGCCAAUACCAUUCAAGCAAUGACUUGGGAAUGAUUUGGCCUCCACCCAUAUGGUUGCACACAUCUUAUCGUCGUAAUGAUGCGUUGGAAGAAUAAUUGCAUUUAAUGUUUUUUUUUUUUAAAAUUAUUUCUCAAAUACACAUUGGAUUAACAUUAUUUCUUUCCACUAUUCUUGUUAGUUUAUAUUAUUAGAUGUUUAGUAAUUUGAUGAGAGAGUGAAGAAGUAAACUUGGAAGUUUGACCAUAAUAUCUAUGUGCAUUUAGAAAUUUAGAUUUUCAUUUUCUUACUAAGUUCUAUGAAGUUAAACAUACAAUAGAAACAAGUUUUCAUAGUUAAGUUGCUUCAAUUCCAAUCUGAAGUUAGAUUGUUUUGCUUUA
This is a messenger RNA of Magnolia sinica, 1601 nucleotides long. Its product is annotated as F-box protein SKIP23-like. NCBI's taxonomy places the organism in Eukaryota, Viridiplantae, Streptophyta, Magnoliopsida, Magnoliales, Magnoliaceae. The record is from RefSeq and is a predicted model, not a curated record. Gene Ontology annotation, molecular function: protein binding. The coding region runs from base 81 to 1319 and encodes 412 amino acids. The transcript has 2 exons.